AUGAGGUUCUGUCUGUCCGGGGUGCUCUUCCUCCUGCUGAUCUCAUUGCCUCUAGGGGACAGUGUCUUUGGAAAUGACGGAGUGGACGUUCCAUUUUGUCGUACGCUUGGUGGCAGGUGUUUUCUGGGCUGUAGAGCUGGAUGGAAAUGGGUUUCCUUCUGUUACAGCUUACUUUCUUGUUGCACAGAGUUGAAGAAACACAAACCGCCCCAGGUCAAAGAGCACUACUGA
Messenger RNA from Phyllostomus hastatus (greater spear-nosed bat), 231 nucleotides. RefSeq names its product defensin beta 136 (gene DEFB136). Bases 1 to 231 code for a protein of 76 amino acids. The transcript has 2 exons. The record is from RefSeq and is a predicted model, not a curated record. Gene Ontology annotation, biological process: defense response to bacterium. Lineage: Eukaryota; Metazoa; Chordata; Mammalia; Chiroptera; Phyllostomidae.